Molecule: messenger RNA, 276 nt
Organism: Rotaria sordida
Lineage: Eukaryota; Metazoa; Rotifera; Eurotatoria; Philodinida; Philodinidae
Source: the annotation of a GenBank genome assembly
AUGCAAAAUCAAACGUUUAUUCAUCAAAUGCAUACUAAUGAUGAUACAAAUAUGAUUAUCAAUGAGUUUGACAGAAUUGAAGCCAUGAAAGAAAAAUCGAAGAAUGCAGCAAGAAGUCGACGUGAAAAAGAAAAUGCUGAAUUUUUUGAAUUAGCAAAACUUUUACCAUUACCACAUGCAAUUACUGAUCAAUUGGAUAAAGCAUCAAUUAUUCGUCUUACAACAAGUUAUCUUAAAAUGCGUGCUAUUAUACCCGAAGGUAAUCUAAUGAUCUAG